AUUAGAAUACACGAGUGAAACUAAGGAAGUGAUAACAAGAGAAGCUGCUGACUUAAAUAAACAAAUUCAAGAGCUUGAAAACUUACGUGUUGAAAUCGAAGCUGGUAAGAUAAUCGAAAUAACGUUCAGAGUGUUUUUAACUGUUAUAGAUGGAAAAGUUUUGAAUGUUUUAACCGAUACAAAAUCAAAUCAAAAAUGUCCAAUAGGCCAUGGAACCCAAACUGACUUUGUUAAAGUCACAGAUUAUAACAGCGUAAAAUUUCAUCCUAUCGAUGGAAAUCUAAAGUACGGAAUUAGUCCACUGCACCCCUGGAUUAGAUUUUUUGAGUUCGUACUACAUUUAGGAUACAAGAUGGAAGUAAAGAAAUGGCAAAUUAGAUCGGAGGAAGAUAAAGAUGCAAUUAAGAUAAGAAAAGAGUAUAUCCGGAAUGAGUUGUGGAAAGAACUAAGUCUUCAUGUUGAUGUUCCGAAAGCAGGUGGUUGUGGUUCCACAAAUGACGGCAACACGUCGCGAAGAGCAUUUACGGAAUAUGAUAAAUUUUCGAAAAUUUCAGGAGUAGACACUGAAUUAAUAUUUCGAAUGAGAAUAAUAUUAAUACGUUUAUCUUGCCAAUUUUCCCUAAAUUUGGAUAAAUUUGAAGAGUAUUGCUUUCAAACUGGUCAAUUAUAUCAAAGCAAGUACCCCUGGUUGCCAAUGACUCCCACAGUACAUAAAGUUAUAGUUCACUCAAAGCAAAUAAUGCAGAAUACACCACUUCCUGUUGGUUACUUCGGAGAGGAUGCAGCUGAGUCACGAAACAAAAUAUAUAAAAGCGACAGACUACACCAUGCACGUAAGACUAGCCGCAUUGAUAAUCUUUUCGAUGUAUUUCAUAGAGCUCUUGACACAUCGGAUCCAUUAAUUUCAUCUCUUCGCUUAAAUACACGUGUGCGCCAAAGGAAGCGUUUAACGCUGCCACUAGAAGUAAAGGAAUUAUUGUAUUGUGAGGAUAUCGGUGAAACAUGUGCGACUGAGAAUUUAGAAAAUAUGGAUGAUGACGAGGGCGACGAGGACGAUUAUCCAGAAGAAUUUGAACAGGAAAAUACAUUUUUGGAUAAU
This is a messenger RNA of Bactrocera neohumeralis, 1099 nucleotides long. RefSeq lists its product as uncharacterized. The annotation marks the transcript as partial. The transcript has a single exon. The record is from RefSeq and is a predicted model, not a curated record. Lineage: Eukaryota; Metazoa; Arthropoda; Insecta; Diptera; Tephritidae.